Colius striatus (speckled mousebird) is the source of this 7380-nucleotide messenger RNA. RefSeq names its product mitogen-activated protein kinase kinase kinase kinase 4. NCBI's taxonomy places the organism in Eukaryota, Metazoa, Chordata, Aves, Coliiformes, Coliidae. Gene Ontology annotation, molecular function: ATP binding; protein kinase activity. The coding region runs from base 70 to 3771 and encodes 1233 amino acids. The record is from RefSeq and is a predicted model, not a curated record. Gene Ontology annotation, biological process: protein phosphorylation. The transcript is spliced from 31 exons.
GCCGCCGCGGGCCGCCCGCGGGACCGUUAGCUCGCGGCCGAGGGCGGCGCGGCGGCCCCGCGGAGAGACAUGGCGCGGGACUGCGCCGCCCGCAGCCUGGACGGCAUCGACCUGGCGGCACUGCGGGACCCUGCGGGAAUAUUUGAACUGGUGCAGGUUGUUGGAAAUGGGACAUAUGGACAAGUCUAUAAGGGUCGCCAUGUUAAGACUGGGCAGCUGGCAGCAAUCAAAGUGAUGAACGUUACUGAGAAUGAAGAGGAAGAAAUCAAGUUGGAGAUAAAUAUGCUAAAGAAGUACUCUCAUCACCGGAAUAUUGCUACAUAUUAUGGUGCAUUUGUAAAGAAAAGUCCUGCAGGCCAAGAUGAUCAACUCUGGUUGGUGAUGGAGUACUGUGGUGCAGGCUCUGUCACUGACCUGGUGAAGAAGACAAAAGGGAAUUGUUUCAAGGAGGACUGGAUCGCCUACAUCUGCAGAGAAGUUCUCAGGGGCUUGGCACAUCUUCAUGCUCACCAUGUUAUCCAUCGAGAUAUUAAAGGACAGAAUGUUCUUCUCACAGAAAAUGCAGAAGUAAAACUUGUGGAUUUUGGUGUAAGUGCUCAACUGGAUAGGACUAUUGGGAGAAGAAACACAUUUAUUGGCACACCGUAUUGGAUGGCACCUGAGGUCAUUGCUUGUGAGGAGAACCCAGACUCUACCUAUGAUUACAGAAGUGACCUGUGGUCUCUGGGAAUUACUGCUAUUGAAAUGGCCGAAGGAGCUCCUCCCCUGUGUGACAUGCACCCCAUGAGAGCGCUCUUCCUUAUCCCUCGGAACCCGCCCCCGAAGCUGAAAUCCAGGAAAUGGUCAAAGAAAUUCCUAAACUUUGUUGAAAGCUGCCUUGUAAAAAAUUACUUGCAUCGUCCAUCCACUGAAACCUUGCUGAAGCAUUCCUUCAUCCGAGACAUGCAGAACGAACGGCAAGUGCGCAUCAUGCUGAAAGACCACCUGGACAGGACCAGAAAGAAAAAGGGAGAAAAGGAAGAAACGGACUAUGAUUACAGUGGAAGUGAGGAGGAAGAUGAUGAACUGAAUGAAGAUGAAGGAGAACCAAGCUCCAUAGUUAAUCUCCCGGGGGAGUCAACUCUCCGCCGUGAGUUUCUGAGGCUGCAGCAGGAGAACAAAAACCGUUCUGACCCUCAUCGCCAGCAGCAGCAGCUGAAGGACCAGGAGAAAUACAAGAAGCAGCUACUGACAGAGCGGCAGAAACGGAUCGAGCAGCAGAAAGAGCAGAGGAGAAGGCUGGAGGAUCAUCAGAGGCGAGAGCUGGAGCUACGAAGGCAGCAGGAGUGUGAGCAGAGGUGGCCAGAGGCUAAGGCUGUUCAGAGGAAAGAGGAGAGGUGUAAAGAAGACAAAAGGUCUGUGGAAGAUGAAGGGUUCAUAGUAGAUGGACAGAGGAAAUUGGAAAAGAAGCAGAAGGUAGAAGAUGUGCAGCACACCAGGAAGAUGCAUCGAACUCUCCCCAAAGAUCAGACACAGCUGCUGUCUCUCCAGCACGACCACAGGCAGAGGAAGGAGCUGUCCAAAAGCUCAAAUUCAGCAGCGCAUCCUCUGGCAAACAGCACAAGCAAAGAGGCUGAGGAUCAAAACCAGAAAAGUGGCAGCAUCCAGCCUUGCUUGCAGUGGUCAGCAGUGCUGGGGCACGAAGCCGUGCCACAUGCCAGGAUGGGAUCUGGCAGCAGUUCCAGCCCCUGCACCCCUGCGCCCCAGAGAGCCGUGUUGGUACAGUGUGAAAAUUUCUGGGCUAGUAAGGAAGUGUGCCACGGCAGUUCACUGUCAGAUAUGGUGACGACCCCGCUCAGCCCCGUGCAGGAUGAUGUGUUCUGGAGUGUGAGUCAAAACGAAGAACAACCCCCAAAGGUUCCAGAGAGGACAACCUCUAAAUUUUACAGCAGGGAUCAUCCUGGCCAUUCAAGAUGCCUUUCAAGUAACACUCAUCAGUCAUCCCCCGGGGGACAUGCUCUGAAGCUAAACAGCAGCAGCAGCACUCCGGGCAGCAAGCAGUGGGAGAUGGGAUCUCAUCAGAGCAGCCAGUCAGCCUCAGGGAAUCCAGGACCAGCCAAGGCAGAGAGCACUUUGUCCCAGAACCACUUGCAAAUGCAUAAGUCUGAAAAAGUUUCUCAUCCAGGCCAGAUUCCAAGUCCAGGCUCAUUUGCCAAGGGGAAAGACAGUGCCAACUCACUCUUAAAAGCAGCAGACUAUUCCUCAUCAAGUGAUGAAGUCAGCAGCAGCAGCAGUGAUGAAGAUGACAUGAACCACACAAGGCAACUGCUGAGCGGCAGAGUGGCAGAUUUCUCAAGGACGAGAGUACCAGAUGGAAUUGAACUGAAACCCCAAAGCACUGUCACAGAACAGAAGGAUCAGAUUUUAGGGAAACAAAUUUCUAGCACCCAGGAAGGCCUCUGGAACAUAAACAACCAGAACUAUCUCCUGCCAGAUCUCCUGCAGCAAAGCCAAAUUUCAGACUCCUCUGUGAACCCACCAAAAGUGCCACUGACUAGCCAGGAACCUCAGAACAAACCUCUGAAUAAGACCCCGUGCACAGAGAGCACACCUUCCAAGAGCAGUACAUCAUCUACAACGUCAUUUACUUCAUUCAUAGACCCUAGACUUCUGCCAAUCACCCCUCCCACCAGUCCAGUAGGUCCUUCCUGUAGUUCUCCAUCCAGCGCAAAAGCUGAGCCCGUCAGGAGAGAAAACGCGAGGAAGGGCUCUGUUGUCAACGUCAACCCAACGAAUAUCCGCCCACAGAGCGACAGCCCAGAAAUUCGGAAGUACAAGAAGAAAUUCAACGCAGAGGUCCUUUGUGCUGCUUUGUGGGGAGUAAAUUUACUGGUGGGAACAGAGAAUGGACUGUGGCUGCUGGACAGAAGUGGGCAAGGAAGAGUUUAUUCACUGAUUACAAGGAGACGAUUCCAGCAAAUGGAUGUUCUGGAAGGACUCAAUGUGCUAAUUACUAUAUCAGGGAAGAAGAAUAAGUUGAGGGUGUAUUACUUGUCAUGGCUGAGAAAUAAAAUCCUGCGCAAUGACCCAGAGGUGGAGAAGCGGCAAGGCUGGGUGUCCGUGGGGGACCUGGAAGCCUGUGUACACUACAAAGUUGUAAAAUAUGAGAGAAUCAAAUUCCUUGUAAUUGCUUUGAAAAACUCAGUGGAGGUUUAUGCUUGGGCCCCAAAGCCUUAUCACAAAUUCAUGGCUUUUAAGUCCUUUACCUCACUUCAUCACAAACCACUGUCAGUUGACCUGACCGUUGAAAAUGGACAAAGAUUAAAAGUCAUCUAUGGCUCACUAGUAGGCUUUCAUGCUAUUGAUGUGGACUCUGGAUCUGUGUACGACCUGUACCUUCCAACACACAUCCAGGGGACUAUUCGCCCACAUGCCAUUAUCAUCCUCCCGAACACCAGCGGAAUGGAGCUCUUACUCACCUAUGAAGAUGAAGGCAUCUACAUUGAUAUAUAUGGGCAUUUCACAAAGGAGACUGUUUUACAGUGGGGAGAAAUGCCAGCAUCUGUAGCUUACCUUCAAUCUAAUCAGGUGAUGGGCUGGGGAGAGAAGGCCAUUGAACUCCGCUCUGUGGAAACAGGCAAUCUGGAAGGAGUGUUCAUGCACAAGAAAGCACAGAAGCUAAAAUUUCUAUGUGAAAGAAAUGACAAGGUGUUCUUUGCAUCUGUACAAUCAGGAGGCAGCAGUCAAAUAUACUUUAUGACUCUUGGUCAAAACAUCCUAUUCAACUGGUAAAUCACAGCAACAUGAAGAAUGCUUUGAAAUUGCCUGUAGGUAACAGUGUCAAAUGCUUGGAGGUAAUACACAGAUUUGCACCUUUUACCUACAAAAACAUUGUCAUUAUUAACUUAGCAAAGAUCAUAUUCUUUCAGUUUGGAAAGAAUUCCAUUUUCCUGUCAGAGUGUUGCAAAUGUGUUUAGCUUGUCUUCUAAAAUAUGUUGCAAACCGAGAUUGUAUUUACAGUAUUAAGAGGUAACAACUUUAAUGAAGAAUGUAGCCAAUAUAGGAAGCUCCUGUACUCUGAAAAGCGUGCAGUUCCAUUAUCACAGAUGUCAUGUUGUUCUCUUGUUUGGACAGUAACAUCAGUAGAUAUAAAAACACAAACGAGUUGGGUGACAAAUUGGAAUUGACUUUAUUAUACGUUGGGUUUUGUAUUUUAAGCUGUUCCCGUUUCACCAAGACUCACUUGUCUGAGUCUUGCAGUCGGUGGGAAAGCGGCUUUGGGUGAUGUGGCCCAAGGGGGCCAGGGCCACUGGAGGGGCCUAUCCUGUGCUGAGCAGACAGGUGCCUUUCACUGCAGGCUGUACAAGCAGCCACUUCCAAACGUGUGCCCCAUCUGGUAGGUUUUACAAAAUGCAGGGGAAAGGCCAUGCUUCUCUCAGGGCUGGAUGCCAGAGCCCGAAGACACACUUACUGUAGAAUGUAUUUGUAAAAAUAGUUUAAAUAAUAGUUUGUCAGAAUCCUGUAUGCAGAAAGCCCUCUGGGCCUGAACCCCUACCUUCUGUUCAGCCAUGGGACCCACAUUCGGAUGAGUUGAUUGAAAGGCACUACCCCUGUAGAUAAGGGCAUGGGAUCAGGCACCUUCUUUUCUUCCCUUCUUGCUCCUUCAGCAUCGAGUCUUCAUGUAUUUGUGUGUAAAUACAAUCUUUCCAAAAUGGAUGUUAAGAUUAACAAAUGUAUUCUUAAUAUAGUUCUGAAAAUAUCCAAAGAAUUAAUCUAUUAUAAACAGAAAAUAGAAAUAAUUUCAGGUGCUUCCUAUGCUAAUUACAUCUAAAUAAAGCUGCAUCCACCAGUGUUAUUGGUGCCAGUGUUUCUGCAUAAACUCUGUUCUCAGGGGCUUGUGACUCAGCCAUAAAAUUAUAUAGAUAUAAUAUAUAUAUAUAUAUAUAUACCCUAUAUAUAAUCAUAUACUAUGAUGAAAUUGUAUGGUUUAAAGCAAUCCUCAUUUAACUGAUUUUUGGAUAUGCUUUGAAAAUGUAAAGCAUCAAAUGUAAUACAAAAGAACUCAUUCCAGACAUGAUAGAGGAUGGAUGAUGCUGUAGGCAAAAGUGAAAUCCCUAGCUACAGUGUUUGAAAACAGAUUUUUUUUUACUUGAAAUACUUGAUCCUGAAAGGUGCAGGGAAAGUGUGUUGGAAUAUCUGGUCGUCUACCUCAAGGAUGAUGAUUCAAAGUCGACUAUGAAGGGGAGAAAUCACGUUGUUGAAACUGGUGGCUGUUUCGUGGGGUGUCAGGCCAGGUUUGGUGUCAGCAGCUGUGCUGUGACUGUGAGCUGCUCCCACUGCAGCCACAGCUCCAGAACUAGCAGCAGAGAAUCAACCUCGGGGCUUAUCGCCCUUCCCCGCUCCCUCAGGCCGGCACCCCUGCUGCUGAGGGCAGAGCCGAGACGCCACCGCUGUUGCUGUGUCCUCUGGCUCCGGGGAAGGCUGCACUUGCCAAAGUUACUCACCUGGCACUUUUCACGAGCACUCACUUAUCCCAAAAUGCAGACUGGUUUUUUAUGAAGUGUUUUCCUUUGAAAUGUUUUAAUGUACAAAAAAAUAAGCAUAAAAAUAUGGGCAGUUGAUACUUAAAGUGUUCUUAAUGUGUGCAAGUAAUGUGUGCAAGUAAUCAGCUUGUGUGCAAACUUAGCAUCUGUACUGUGCUCGGGCAGGCCUGUGUGAAAACAAGAGGCCUCUGUCUGUCUGUAGUCAUGUUCCUACCUGUUGCCAAUGCUGGGACUGGGGCAAAUGAGCAAAACACGGCUUGGCUCCCUAUGCUACUGAACACUGGGCUUGUUCUGUUCAGCUUUCACCAAAAAAACCCAAAUCCAAAACCAAACAAACCCAAACCUGUGACAGAAAGUGAUGAAAGCUACCGUUACGGGCAAAAUAUGAUUUGCAGAUAAUCAGAAAUACAGCUUCUGACUUCACAUAGUCUGAGAGACUGUGAAGAAAGAACAGCUUUCAUUAUGCACUCAGCAGGUGUACAACACUUGCUUGCAAAACUGCUUGUGCUAGAAGCAAUGUGUGAUCCAGGCUGCCCUAUAGUAUUUUCUUAAAGUGUGCUUAUCUCAGCACCCUCUGCAUUACGUGGGACGCAUGGGAAACUUUUCCCUCUCCCAUUUUGGUGUCAACAGGUAGGAGGCAGACUUCUCCUCAUGCUAGGCACUAGUUGACAAGAACUUGGCAAAGAACAGCUGGAAUUUAGAACAGCCAUAUCAAUAGAUGAAAUAAGCAAAUGUGAUCCAACUUGUUUAAUGUUAUUGUAACAGAAAAGUGUGACAGUAAGUUGACACUGUAAUGAUGUUUAGCUACAGACCAAGGGGGGGAACGUGCACUGGUACAUUGAGACUGAAAUUUGUCAUUGUUUCCUUUUAUUAGCACUCAUUUCUUUCCAUCUGUGAUUUAAGGCAGUAGGCUGUAUUUUCAUCUGUCACUCUGCAUGUAAAAAACAUUGGAAUUAUUGGGGUUACAUCCACAUGUAAAGAGGGGAAGAACGAGGCCCUUAGAGGUGAAUGCUUUUAAAGGAUGACAAGUGGUAUUGCAAAUUGCAACUGGAUACAAGAAGACUGUGGCAUUUUCUCUUUAUCAAGAGAAAAUCAGAAUGGUAGAAGAUGAGAGCCCAGAGAUGUUAAUUAAAUAGAUGAGAGUGGAAGUGACUGAAGAGGAAGGAAGAGCUGUAGAAAAAGGAGUAGCCACAGGGGAGGGAGUGGAUGUCUGGAAGAGUGUAUCACUGAAGGAGGAACGAGAAGAAAGUUGAGAGAUGCUGAAGGAAAAUAAAGUAACCAAAGAAAUGGAAAGGUGUCUGGAGUGACCAGGUGGCCUAAACAGUGAACAGAGAGGAUUCAGAAUAAUUGUUUAGCCUAAAGCAAAAGUUGAAAGAAUGGGAAGAAAAAAAGAAAUCCAGAGACCCAAGUUUAUCCUGACAUAAUGAUAACUAUGCAAACUGUGUAUCAGAUUGGUAUCCCAUUGGUUGAGGUGCUUCUCUAGCUGUACCCUUUCAAUGACUUUGAAAACCAGAGACUGAACUGCUUUAACUGUGCUUUUUUUAGUGAUGCCACUUUGAUGUGAAUAAAUGCUGUAGGGGCAGAAGGGCAGAACGUUAAGGAUCCCUGUUAGAAAGCCUCUGGUACAUGGCAGGUGGUGCUCCUAAUGUUACAUCUGCCAACCAAGACUGCACUAAUACAGCGAGAGAGCAUUGUAUGUGCCUGCUUUCUUUUUAGGAAUGGUGAAUUCUGCAGCCUGAACCUUGACACAUGACUUCAAAACCUCGGAACACGGCCAGCUCUGUACUGUACAUUAUGUAUUGUUCCCUAAUGUUGAAAAUGUACAACUCAGUAAUAAAAAAUACUCUGAAAAUCAAAA